This is a messenger RNA of Loxodonta africana (African savanna elephant), 1135 nucleotides long. RefSeq names its product solute carrier family 35 member G6 (gene SLC35G6). The transcript is spliced from 2 exons. Bases 86 to 1135 code for a protein of 349 amino acids. The record is from RefSeq and is a predicted model, not a curated record. Lineage: Eukaryota; Metazoa; Chordata; Mammalia; Proboscidea; Elephantidae. Gene Ontology annotation, cellular component: membrane.
CCCACUCCAACCAGGUCACAAUGGCUGGAGCUCUGAAGGGUCCAGGUCCUCUGAGCCAGGAGGAGAGGAGGAAGUCCAAGGAAAGAUGGCUGGUAGUCACCCCUACUUCAACCUGCCCGACUUCACCCAGCCAUCGCCACCCUCCACUCCACCCAGCCUACCCUCGAACCAGCGCUGCCGGCUCUCUGAUGCCACCAAGGGCCUGCUUGUGGCCCUGCUGGGUGGUGGCCUGCCUGCUGGCUUCGUGGGACCUUUCUCUCGUAUGGCUUACCAGGCAUCCCAUUUGCCCUCACUGGAGCUACUCAUGUGCCGAUGCCUCUUCCACCUCCCCAUUGCCCUGCUCCUUAAACUUCGUGGUGACCCCCUGUUGGGACCUCCUGAUGCCCGGGGCCGGGCCUGCCUCCACGCUGUACUCAACGUCCUCAGCAUUGGAUGUGCCUACAGUGCCGUGCAGGUGGUGCCUGUUGGCAACGCUGCCACUGUUCGCAAGGGUUCUUCUACCGUCUGCUCUGCUCUCCUCGCCCUCUGCCUUGAGAGCCAGGGUCUCAGUGGCUAUGACUGGUGCGGCCUGUUGGGGAGCACCGUGGGACUAAUCAUCAUUGUAGGGCCUGGGCUAGGGACACUGCAGGAGGGGACCACAGGCCUCUACACUGCCCUAGGCUAUGUGCUGGCUUUCCUGGGGGGCAUGGCACUGUCGCUGGGGCUUCUGGUGUAUCGCUCCCUGCACUUCCCCUCCUGCCUACCGACCGUGGCCUUCCUGUUUGGCCUAGUGGGGCUUCUGGGCUCUGUACCAGGCGUCUUUGUCCUGCAGACACCAGUCCUGCCCAAUGACCCUCUGAGUUGGAGCUGUGUGGGGGCAGUGGGAAUCCUCGCCCUCGUCUCCUUCGUGUGUGUGAGCUAUGCAGUCACUAAGGCCCACCCUGCCCUGGUGUGUGCCGUCCUGCACUCUGAGGUAGUAGUGGCCCUGAUGCUGCAGUAUUAUGUGCUCUAUGAAGCGGUGGCACCUUCUGACAUCAUGGGGGCAGGAGUUGUGUUGGGCAGCAUUGCCAUCAUCACCGCCCAGAACUUCAGCUGUGAGAAGGAGGAGAAGGAGGAGAAGAAGGAGAAGAAGAGAGAGAAGAAGGAGGAAGAGUGA